Racocetra persica is the source of this 156-nucleotide messenger RNA. NCBI's taxonomy places the organism in Eukaryota, Fungi, Glomeromycota, Glomeromycetes, Diversisporales, Gigasporaceae. The record is from the annotation of a GenBank genome assembly.
GCCUCUAAAAGAAAUCUACGUAAAAAAGGCCUUCGUGCGAUAAAAAAAGCCAAAUUUAAAAACCUUGAUAUUUCUGUCGUUGAAGAUAAUACUAAUUCCACAUCCAAUAUUAACCUGGCCGAUGUAAGAGAAGAUAUUUUCUACGAUCCUCUAAAA